UUGAUUUUUGAGUUUUCUAUAGACAAGCAUAUUAUCUUUUGUUCUCUGCAAGUAUCUUAACACCUUCUUACCAGCUAUCCAAUGUUCAUGCCCAGGAUUAGACUGAUCUCUAGACAAUAUUCCCACAACAAAAGCUAUAUCAGGCCUUGUACACACUUGGCAGAUCAAUGAUCAUUACGGCUUUAUUUGUUGCUAUCAAGUCCUAAUUAAGCGAAAUUUGGAUCGUUCGUGAUUCGGUUAAAUUAAUACAACGAUUUUGUAGGGAGAGUACGUGCACAGCCUCAUAUCAGAUGUUGUAGGCGACGGGAUCUUCUCUGUGGAUGGGGGAAAAUGGCGGCAUCAGAGGAAGACAUCAAGCUCUCACUUCUCAACAAAAAUACUUAGAGAGUUUAGCAGUGAAAUCUUCAAGACCAAUGCAGUAAAGCUUGCUGGCAUAAUUCAUGUAGCUGCAACCCGUGACGAUUCAAUAGAGAUGCAAGAUUUGUUUAUGAAAUCAACCUUGGAUUCAAUCGUCAAGAUUCUACUUGGUUUCGAUCUAGGCACCAUGUCUGGAACAAACAAUGAAGAAAGUAUCCGGUUUUCCAAUGCUUUUGACGCUGGAAACGCAGCUUCCCUUUUUCCUGUUGGUGAUAUCGUGUGGAAGAUCAAACGGUUCUUGAACAUUGGUACAGAAGCAAUGCUAAGAGAACAUAUGAAAGUGGUGGAUCAAUUUAUAUACAAAUUAAUCAACAAAAAGAUUGAAAGACUCCAUAAUCCAGAAGAUGAUGAUGAGCUACUUCUAAAGAAAAAAGACUUCGUCUCCAGGCUUUUAGAAACUUGUGAGACUGAUCCAAAGUACUUGAGAGACAUGGUCCUCACUUUUAUUGCUGCCGGUAAAGACACAACUGCUUCUACUCUUUCAUGGUUUCUUUAUAUGAUGUGCAAACAUCUUGAUAUACAAGAAAAGAUUGCACAGGAAGUUAGAGAAGCAACAGGCCUAAAUAAUAGUUCAAGCGUUGAUGAAGUUGCAACCAACCUUACUGAAGAAGCACUUAACAAAAUGCAAUAUCUCCAUGCAGCUUUGAAUGAGACGCUCAGACUCUAUCCCACAGUUCCAAUGGAAAAUUAACAUAUUAUAUAAAUGCCAUACAUGAUUAUUUAAAUCGCUCUUUACAGUACUUCUUAGUUACUAAGUUUAAUGUUGUCAUUUGG
Molecule: messenger RNA, 1191 nt
Organism: Rosa rugosa (rugosa rose)
Lineage: Eukaryota; Viridiplantae; Streptophyta; Magnoliopsida; Rosales; Rosaceae
Product: cytochrome P450 704C1-like
Exons: 3
Coding region: 473-1108 (211 amino acids)
Molecular function (GO): monooxygenase activity; heme binding; iron ion binding
Source: RefSeq, a predicted model, not a curated record